Messenger RNA from Nilaparvata lugens (brown planthopper), 4437 nucleotides. It is a transcript of the gene bsf, whose product is annotated as leucine-rich PPR motif-containing protein, mitochondrial. NCBI's taxonomy places the organism in Eukaryota, Metazoa, Arthropoda, Insecta, Hemiptera, Delphacidae. The record is from RefSeq and is a predicted model, not a curated record. The coding region runs from base 148 to 4272 and encodes 1374 amino acids. Gene Ontology annotation, molecular function: protein binding. The transcript has 23 exons.
UACGUGAUACCGUCGGAGUUGGGUUGGGGUCGUUCGUCGUUCGUGUUCCCUUGUUCCUCAAUCCGCAUGCCCAAUUAUUUCUAUUAAAUCUGAAUUUAACAAAAAUUGCAGGCUUACAAUAGAAUUUGCUUUGAAAAAUCUUAAAGAAUGUCAAUAUUACGUUCAGCAAGGUUUAUAAAAUACAUUGGCCACGCUAGAAGAUUAAAGACGGUUCAAAAUAUUUCUAUAAAUGUUUUCUCACAACCUAUAAAACAAGCCGACAAAUCAAAUUUGCAGUCGUUUAGAUAUUUUUCACCUUACGCUGCAGAAGCCACACGUCAACAAUAUGAUAGGAGUUCAUUGGAUCGAUCAAUCCGUAGAUUGGAUGAGGAUGCUAGAAGAAUGGGACGUAUAUCUAUCAAAGAACUAAAGGACGUUAUACAAGAAAUUCAGUCAACAAAAACGGCCACCAGUACUCAGUCUUUGAUGGUCAUAAGAUGUUGCGGCAAUCUGGUACCCGAAGAAACUCCCGAAUUUCGAACGAAGCUUGUGAAAGAAGUCUGGUCCACACUAGAAAAGUUGGGCAUCCCGAUGGACGUCAGCCACUACAACGCACUGUUGCGCGUCUACCUGGAGAACGAGCACCCGUUCUCGCCGGUGGAGUUUCUGUCGGAGCUGGAGCACAAGGGCAUUGAGCCUAACCGCGUCACCUUCCAGCGGCUGGUGGCCGCCUACUGUCAGCGAGCCGACCUUGACGGCGCCACACGCAUUCUCGAAUACAUGCGAGAGAAGCAGAUGCCCAUCAGCGAGGGUGUCUUCAAUGCCCUCAUCAUGGGCCAUGCCAAGGCUGGUGAUAUGGAAAGUGCGAAGGGAAUUGUGGGCGUGAUGAGUCAGGCGAAUCUGGAGCCGAACAACGACACGUACACGACCCUGCUCUGUGGCUACGCGAGGGUCGGCGACGCAUCCGCCAUUGAGAGCUUGCUGCAGGAAUGCGAAACCAAAGAAAUAUGCCUUGGCGAUAGAGACUAUCUUGAGAUUAUCUACACUUUGGCCGUCAACGACCAACAGCAACUCAUCGAUUUUAUUCUAACAAAAAUCGGCAGAUCAACGGGCUACAAUCAGGAUGCUGCUAACGUUAUUCUGCGUUUGACUACUAGAGGCAAGGAAGAUAUAGCUUACAAGAUCUACGAAACUAUGGUUCCAAGUACCAGAGCGGAAGGCUUGCCUGUUGCUAGUCCGGGAGCUUUCUUUGUUAAACAGCUUGUCAAGGCUAAUCGGCCAAUUGAAAGUAUCCUAAAGUUAUGUGAGGCAAUGAAGGAGAAAGAUCAAAAUUCUCGUGGACUGUUGAUAGCAACCGAGAAUGCAUUGCUGUCUGGGAACGUCGAAUUGUCCAUUGCUCUGAUAAAAGCUUUGAAAGACGCCUACUAUCCGGUCAGACCGCACUACUUUUGGCCGGUCCUUGUCAAACAGAAUACUAGGAAAGAUGUGGUGAAGGUGGUUCGACAGAUGUGUGAUCUGAAGGUGACGCCGACGGCGGAGACGCUGCGAGAGUACGUGUUGCCGCGGGCGCUGGCCCUCGGCCCCGUCAGCGCCGCCGUCGAUCUCGUUGCCGAGUUGAAGGAGGCCGGCGUGUCCAUCGGUGCCUCAGCCGCCGCCAUUGCCAGCUACUACCUCGCCAACAAUAGGAUGGCCGAUGCCGCUGCUAUUGCUUCAUCAUAUCAGGCAGUGUACACAGUUUCGAUCUCGCGUAUUGCACUGGUGAAGUCGCUGCUGGCCACCAAAGACGUGGAGUCGUUCACGCGGCUGAUGCGCGCCAUGAUCCAAACCAAGAGCCUUCCGCGCAGCCAGGCCGAAGACCUUGUAGAGGAGCCCGUAUUCGACGACCGGGAGUUCAUUGGUCGCACUCUGCUCGAAAUUGUUAACAAAGACAGAAAUUUCGAAGUGCCCUACCGCGAAUUGUUCCAGAAAUGCCUGGAACAAGGGUUAGGCCUGAGCAACUCGACAGCCGAGCAGAUUCAGUCGCAGCUGUCGGACGCUAACCCCACGACAGACCUGUCCGAUCUGUUGACUCGACUCUCUGGCACCGACAUCUCGCCGGCUCCAAUUCUACGCAGACUGCCUGUCAAGUUUGCACCCAGGAAUGAAGAGUCAUUGCUUGCUAUUAAGAAAACCCUUGAAGCAAAAGGUGAGAACACAAAUGGAAUAAAAAAGCAACUUCUUGCUCUUUAUUGUUCAACCGAUGAUGUGGAGAGAGCGGAAUCUUACUUCAAGGAAUUGAAGUCUGAAGGCUACUUCCUCACUGCUGGCAUGUAUGCCAUGAUGAUUGAAAAAUAUUUGGACAGUAAAUCCCACGAUAAAGCGUUUGAAAUGUUGAAUGAGCUUCGAGAGAAGGAACCAGAUAUCAAACUAGAUAACAUCAAAUCUGUCAAGGUUGCUACUGGACUUAUAGAGAGCGACCGUCUUCAAGAUGCGUUGCUGUUCCUGCAGACCCAAAAGAGGGAGGAGGGCGACCUAAGCAAAGAGGCGCAGAAAGACAAGCCAUUCGCCUACAAUGUGAUUUGCUGGCGAUUGUUGAACACGAUUGCCGAGAAGGGGGACGCCGACGGAACCCGGCAGGUGUUCGAUGCUCUUGUCGACAACGGCUUCAUCCAGGUCUCCAACAUGUUCUUGGGACCACUGGUCAAGGCUCAUCUCGUCUCUAACAAUUUGAGUGGUGCACUGAACGUGUUUGAGUGGGCGUGCCACAAUUUCCGAGCUACGCCGUUGAAGAAGGAGUUGUCGUGCAAGUUGAUAGAGAAGGAGGAUGCCGCCUCUCUGCAGCGACUCACCGAUCUCAGCACCAUUGUUCACGGUGAGAUCAACAGCCUCCACGACCUGGUGCUCGCGUUCGUCGAGUGCGGACGCAUGCGACAGGCCAGGAAGAUACUCGAGACACCAGGCCUGCGCGUGCGCACAGACCGGUUGAUUAGUGAACGGUACCGCGGUGACGCGGAUGUCAAGACGCUGGAGGGAAUUUUGCAAGUGACCAAGGAUAUUGCACAAGUCGACCGUGCUAACAUCUAUUCUAUUCUUCUCACCAAUCUCAUAAAACUAGAUAAUGCGGAAAAGGCGCUUAGUCUGUGGACCCGUAUGCAAGAAGAAAAUGUCCAACCAUCAGAUGAAUUUUUGCACAGGUUGGGAACGUUCCUAACUGAGAAAGGAUUGUCUGUGCCAUUUGUGAUUCCAACCGUCGAUGUCAAGGCCAUUAAAGAGUCAGAUGAAGACCUUACCCUGCCUCGAAGAAAGUUGAAAAUGGCAUUCGCUUCCAAAAAUUGGAACGCCAUCAUGACAGCUUACAAGGAGUUGAAGCAGCAGAAUGUGAAACUGUCACCGGCCGAAAUAGCUGGACUGAUACAGUGUGCACUUGAAGAAGGAAGGCCAAUCCAAACGAUCGCUGAACUAGCGGGCGAAAUUUUGGCUACCAACGUUGAAUUUCCCCGCUUCAAACUCGCCUACUUGACCAAAAAACUUGCUCAAACUGGUGAUGUUGAAUCUUUGGAACAUUUCGGACAUUUCUUCACCGAAGAUCAGAAAAAAAAUACCAAGUUCGAGAACAUGCGCUAUUUGUGCUACAUUGAAGCGGGAAAGGUAUCCGACAUAAUGGAUAAAGUAGAGAAAAUCGUGAGAGGAGCUAAUUCAGAAGAAGAUUUUAAAAAAGCUGAAAAGAUUCCUUUGGGAGGAAUGAUCCAUAUUUUGAAGGCAUCACCUGAAGUCUGCGAAAGAGUUGAAAAGUUGUGUGCUGAGUGUUCUGAGAAGGGUAACUCAGUUUUAGCGAAUACUCUGUGGGCCUACUACUUAUUUGUAGGUGAUGUGCAAUCAGCCGAUCGUAUCUUCAACAAGCACUUGAAGUCAAGCAACUUCCUAUCCUACAGGCUCGUAUCAAACAGUGCAAUCAAAAAUUUAGAUGAAGAAUUGGCUGAUACUCUCGGUAAAUACCUAGAACAGUAUGAACACGCCAGUUCCGCCAACCAUGCUAAUAUUUACUCUUCAAAAAUGAACAUUAUGAUCAGGAAGAAUGAGAUGGAGAGAGCAUUGGAAUUUCUACAUAGUAUUUCAAGUAAGGUUCCUACUUCCGAAUUGAGCCCUGUUGUUAUGAUUCAAUUGAAGAAAUACGCCACUGCCCGUGGAAAGAGUUUCCCUUACGAGAUUCCACAAUCAAAACAGGGGAGGAAAGGUGAUCAGGAAGAUAUCUCAGACAGUGACAGUGAGGAAUACAACAAUUCAAGACAAACCAAUCAGAGGCUAAGUAGUUAACCAAAUCAAAGGAAACCGCAUCGUUAAUUUUCUCACUGUAGAACCAGUUUAUUGACUUUUGUACAUUGUUUUUGUUUGUAAUUAGCAAUUAUUAUGAUUAGUGAAUGAUAUACCGUGUAUAGAGAAUAUCAGUUUUAUAAAUUAUAUGAUGUUCUUUAAAAUCAA